Messenger RNA from Hyphopichia burtonii NRRL Y-1933, 790 nucleotides. RefSeq lists its product as uncharacterized. The transcript has a single exon. The coding region runs from base 31 to 762 and encodes 243 amino acids. Lineage: Eukaryota; Fungi; Ascomycota; Pichiomycetes; Serinales; Debaryomycetaceae. The record is from RefSeq and is a predicted model, not a curated record. Gene Ontology annotation, cellular component: mRNA cleavage and polyadenylation specificity factor complex. Gene Ontology annotation, molecular function: mRNA binding.
CAUACUUCGUGCUUGUUUUAUACUACCAAGAUGGAAUCACAGAGUAGAAGUGUUUAUAUUGGGAGUAUCCCUUUUGAUUAUACUGAAGAACAAGUCUUGGAUAUAGCCAAGUCCGUGGGACCAGUACUGGACCUUAAAUUGUUAUUUGACUCAACGACCGGGAAGUCUAAAGGAUACGCUUUUGUUAGGUAUAAUGAUCAUGAAACUGCAGCAUCAGCAGUACGAAACUUACAUAAUUCGAAUAUCGGGAAUCGAUUUUUGAAAUGUGCUUUUUCAAACGAUAAUCAAUCCUUCCCGGAAUCAAGUAUAACUGGAGUAUACGGAAUGACUAACGCUUCCAAACUUCCACCAUUACCGUUAGGUACCCAGAUCUUCCCCAACCAAACCGCCCAGCAAGCAAUCUCUGCAUCGUUGUCUACCAUGGACCAACAAUCUGCAAACCAGUUAAUCAGAGAAGCAAAAUCCAUGAGUAUAGAAAAUCCAACCUUGAUGAAAAAAUUAUUAGAUCAAUGUCCUCAGUUAGCCCAUGCUCUAGUGGAAACCAGUUUAUUGGUUAACCUCACCAAUAAGGAUUUGAUUGGAUUAUGUGUUAAUCGAAAACAACCAGAUCUCAAUGAACUCACCUAUGAUCACGUUCAACUACUAAAAGCAAUUAAUGCUUUGGGUGACGACGAACUCGGUGAACUAAACGAUGACAAACGAAGCAUCAUAAAUGAAAUCAAAAACGAACUAAGCAAAGGCUCCUUCGGUAUCAUUAACUAGCAUCCUCUGUACUAUAUAUACAUCAAGU